Messenger RNA from Gracilinanus agilis (Agile Gracile Mouse Opossum), 11152 nucleotides. Its product is annotated as E1A-binding protein p400-like. The transcript is spliced from 54 exons. The record is from RefSeq and is a predicted model, not a curated record. The coding region runs from base 16 to 9156 and encodes 3046 amino acids. Gene Ontology annotation, molecular function: ATP binding; ATP-dependent chromatin remodeler activity. Lineage: Eukaryota; Metazoa; Chordata; Mammalia; Didelphimorphia; Didelphidae.
AAAGAGGAGGUGAUAAUGCACCAUGGGAACGGUCCUCAGAAUGUCCAGCUCCAGAGGUCCAGGUCCUUCACAGGCAGUGAGGGGGAAGACCAGCCAUCACAUUCAAAUCUGCCCCAGUCCCCUGCAGCUCCAUUUGCUCCUUCAGCAAGCCCAUCUGCACCACAGUCUCCUAGUUACCAAAUUCAGCAGCUUAUGAAUCGAAGUCCAGUAGCUGGUCAGAAUGUAAACAUUACCCUUCAGAAUGUUGGACCAGUAGUUGGAGGAAACCAGCAGAUCACCCUUACCCCUUUGCCAAUUCCCAAUCCUACUUCCCCAGGUUUUCAGUUUAAUUCUCAGCAGAGGAGGUUUGAGCAUGGCUCCCCAUCGUACAUUCAAGUUACCUCCCCUUUGCCCCAACAGGUCCAAUCUCAAAGCCCAACCCAGCCCAGCCCUGGGCCAGUGCAGGCAUUACAGAGUGUACGUGCAGGCACUCCUGGCCCGGGCCUGGGUAUCUGCAGCUCCAGCCCCACUGGAGGCUUUGUGGAUGCCAGUGUCCUUGUGAGACAGAUCAGUUUGAGCCCUUCCAAUGGCGGACACUUUGUGUAUCAGGAGGGCUCAGGCAUUACCCAGAUUGCUCAGGGAGGACAGGUUCAACUCCAGCAUGCUGGGGCCCCUAUUACGGUUCGAGAACGCCGACUUUCCCAGCCCCAUACGCAGACAGGCGGUACCAUUCAUCAUCUUGGACCUCAGAGCCCGGUAGCUAGUGGUGCCAGUAUGCAGCCUUUGACUAGUCCCAGUCACAUUGCGACGACUAGCUUGCCACCCCAGAUCAGUAGUAUUAUUCAAGGACAACUGAUUCAACAGCAGCAAGUACUUCAAGGACAGCAGUUGAAUAGACCUAUGGGGUUCGAGAGACCUUCAGGUGUCUUGAUAUCUGGAGUUGGAGGAUCUUCAGCAUUUGGAAUGACUUCACCACCCCCUGGACCCACCAGCCCUUCUAGAGCCAUUGUGCCCCAGGGUCUUUCCAACCUUCCUCUUGCUCCUGCAGGAAGUAUAGGAGUGAAAAAAGUACCUAAAAAAUUGGAGGAAAUUCCACCAGCAUCUCAAGAAACAGCUCAAAUGAGGAAGCAGUGCUUGGAUCAUCAUUACAGAGAGAUGGAGGCUCUAAAAGAAAACUUUAAGGAGUACUUGAUUGAAUUAUUUUUCUUACAGCAUUUUCAAGGGAAUAUGAUGGAUUUCUUAGUUUUUAAGAAAAAGCACUAUGCACCCUUACAAGCAUAUCUUAAGCAAAACGAUUUGGAUUUUGGAGAACAAGAGGAAGAAGAACAAUCUGAAGUCAUUAAUGAUGAGGUAAAGGUUGUGACAGGAAAGGAUGGGCAGACUGGGACUCCUGUUGCUAUUGCAACCCAGCUUCCUCCAAAUGUUUCUGCUGCUUUUUCAUCCCAGCAGCCAUUUCAGCAAAUGCACACAGGUUCUCCAAUAGCUGGAACUGUGAAUACUUUAGAAAUUGAAGCAUUUAAGAGACAGCAAACACUAACGCAAGCAGAUUCACCUAAGAGGCCUCGAAUUGAUGUGGGCUGUCAUGGGGUAGCCUUUCAUUAUCCAGCUGUGACUUCAGGAGUCCCUCUUCAGCAAUUAAUGCCAACAGCACAAGGCGGGAUGCCUCCCACUCCUCAAGCUGUACAGCUCACUGGACAGAAACAAAGCCAACAGCAGUAUGAUCCAUCCAAAGGUCCUCCCGUGCAGAAUGCUGCGAGUCUCCAUACUCCUCCACCUCAGCUUCCUGGGCGGCUGCAGCCUGCAAAUGUCCCAGGCACGUCACUCCCAUCAGCCCUGCAGAUCUCUCAGCAGCCCCACCAGCAGAUGAUGGAGACCCAGCUUCAGCCUCCAGUUCCAGUGAAGACCCAGCCACCCAGCAUAGCUAUCCCUGCUGCUCCAGCCAGUCAGCCUCCCCUUCCUCAGGCUCUUGUGCCAGCACUCCACGUCCAGAUGCAAGGACAGAUAUCUGCACAGAUCUCUCAAUCUCAGGCUACAGUACAGCCGCAGACUGUUUCAUUGCUGCAACCAUCUGUGGAUCUUGCCCAGGCUUCUCAGCAUCUUCUGGCAGAUUCUCUACCUCCCUCAUCUCUUCCACCAUCAGCUCCUUCAGGGACAGCACCACCCGCUGUAUAUCCUUUACAGACAAAUGGAAUUUCUCCAGUGACCAACAAAUCUUUAUCCCCUGUUGUAUCCAAGCCCCCAGGCUUAGCUGGAGCAAUAGCACCAACAAUUCAGACCCCAGCCCAGAAUGCAGAGGGCCUGGAUAGUUCCCAGGACAAGCUUGCUGAGCAAAUAAAACUGGAAAACAACACCCAUCAGCGAAUUGCAGAGUUGAGAAAGGAAGGAUUGUGGUCUCUUAGACGCCUGCCAAAACUUCAGGAGGCCCUGCGUCCAAAAUCUCACUGGGAUUAUCUCCUCGAAGAGAUGCAGUGGAUGGCGACAGACUUUGCUCAAGAGAGAAGAUGGAAAAUGGCUGCAGCCAAGAAGAUGGUCAGAACUGUGGCUCGUUACCAUGAAGAAAAGAAACUUAAUGAAAUGAAAAACAAAAAGGAGGAACAGAACAAGUUAAGACGUAUUGCUGCAUCAAUUGCCAGGGAAAUAGAGUACUUCUGGUCUAAUAUUGAACAGGUAGUAGAAAUUAAACUGCACAUUGAAUUUCAAGAGAAACAAAAGCAAGCAUUGAAUAUUAAGAAAUAUUCAAGACAUGGUAAGGACCUAAAGUCACUAGAAGCCAACAUUAAGAUAGAAAAUGAAAGCAGUAUGACUUUACCAUCAGGAAAGAAGAGAAAGGCAAGCACAUCUUUGACUGAUGAAGAAGUGGAAGAUGAAGAGGAGACAAUAGAAGAACAAGAAUCAAAAGAAGCCAAUAUAAACCACCAAGCAGAGCUGUGCCGCUUGGUUCGGGAAGCUGAAUUGCCUUUGGAUGACUUAGUCAAGUUAUAUGAAGGUGCUUUUGUGGGAAGCUUCAAAUGGCCACAGUCUAUGUGUGAAAGUGAAGAAACAACCAGUGAAGAAGACCUGGAAGAGACCACCAAUGCCAGGGAAAAGAAGGAAGUCGUUAUCAUAGAUUCGCUCCUCAGUGUUGGGCAAUACCGAGGUGUGGAGAGAACCAGUCUUGGCAAGAGGCAUGCAAGAGAUAUUACAGAGGUGGUGGCAGCAGCAGAAACUCUGUUGCCCAAGGGCAGCGCCCGCAUCACAACUGCGGUGAAGUUUGCUACUCCAUGUUUGUUAUAUGGGGUUCUCAGAGAGUACCAGAAGAUUGGGCUUGACUGGUUAGCCAAACUCUACAGGAAGAAUCUCAAUGGCAUAUUGGCAGAUGAUGCUGGGCUUGGCAAGACUGUGCAGGUUAUUGCCUUUUUUGCCCAUUUAGCUUGUAAUGAAGGUAACUGGGGCCCCCACCUCAUUGUGGUGAGGAGUUGUCAUAUAUUGAAGUGGGAACUGGAACUGAAACGUUGGUGCCCCGGUUUGAAGAUUCUUCUUUAUUUUGGUGGCCAAAGAGAGCUUAGAGCAAAGAGACAGGAAUGGUCUGAACCCAACAGCUUCAAUGUGUGCAUCACCUCCUACAAGCACUUCUUUAAAGGGCAUCAGGCCUUUGCCAAAGUGAGGUGGAAGUACCUGGUGGUCGAUGAGAUGCAACAGAUCAGGAACAUGACAGAAAAACACUGGGAGGCGCUUUUCAGUCUCCGGAGUCAACAUCGUUUGCUCCUGAUUGACACUCCUUUACACAACACCUUGAUGGAAUUGUGGACCAUGGUACACUUUCUGAUUCCUGGAAUUUCAAGACCAUAUUUGGAUUUUCCAGUGAAAGCUACUAAUGAAGAGAAUCAAGAUUAUUGUCAUAAACUUGUCAUAAGGUUGCACAGAAUGAUACAGCCAUUCAUUUUACGAAGAUCGAAAAGGGAUGUCGAAAAACAGCUCAGUAAGAAAUAUGAACAUGUGUUAAAAUGCCGCCUCUCCAAUCGCCAGAAGGCUUUAUAUGACGAUGUGAUCCUCCAGCCUGGAACCCAGGAAGCCCUUAAGAGUGGACAGUUUGUCAGCGUCCUGCACGUCCUGAUGAAGCUGCAGCGGAUCUGUAACCACCCUGACCUCAUUGAUCCCAGGCUCUCCGGUGCCUCGUAUGUGCUGGAAGCUCUUGAGUUCAGGACCGCCACCGCCAUUGUACAGGCGCUGGAGCGCGGGCCCUGGAAGGAUACCGACAUGUCAAUAUUUGAUCUGAUUGGAGUAGAAAACAAAAUGACACAUUAUGAAGCCCAGGUGCUGCCCAGACAAAAGAUCACCAGGAAGCUGAUGGAGGAAAUCUACACCUCACCUCUGCCUCAGUCGAGACCCAGACCUGUCAAAAUCAAGCCCAACAGGUUGUUCCAGCCUGUGCAGUAUGGACAGAAACCAGAGGGUAAAACUGUUGUUUUCCCAAGCCCUCAAAUACAGCGUACUCUAACCACAGCAAUGGCCACCCAGCAGGGGCAAGUACGAGGAAGGUCUCCUAUAGUAGAUCAAGGUGGGGAGCUGGUCAAAGUUGUUCAGCGGCCUCCUCUAGUAGGACCCCAAGGCAGGACAGCUCCACUAGAGACUCCUGUGACUCUGCAGUUUCAAGGGAAUAAGUUCACCCUGUCACCUAGUCAGCUCCGUCAGCUCACUGCCGGCCAGCCUUUGCAGCUGCAAGGAAAUGUUCUUCAAAUUGUUUCUGCUCCAGGACAACAGUUUUUGCGUCCUCAAGCAUCUCUUGUUAUGCAGACCAUAGCACAGGCAGGGGCAGGGCAAAAUGCUCUCAGUACACCAGGAAGUCAGCAUCAAGCCAGCCUGCUGGGUUCUGCAUCCGUCACUCACCAAGUUGGUUUGCCCAGCAGACCUGCUAUUGUUAACCUUUCAUCUGGGGAACAAAGAAUCGUAUCCAAAUCUGCAGGAACUCAAACGCAGAUAUCAUUGGCAGAAAAAAACAAACUUUUAAAAGAGCGCCUUGAUAGGAUAUUUUCUGGCAAUGAACGACGUUGUUCCAGAGCUCCUGUUUAUGGCAAAGAUGUAUUGGGAAUUUGCUCAUUAUUUGGGGAAAGGAAGGCACCUCAGCAUUAUUACCCUGGAGAAAAAUGGAAACAGGCUGGCUUGGUGAAUUGUUGCCCUUCCUCAUGUACACCAGAAUGUUCAGCAGACCCACUUCAAUAUCUGAGAUUGACAUCACAUCAGCAGAAUGAAUCCCUACAGGAUGCCAUUAAAAGGGCACUCCGGGUGCUACCAGCUGUGAUUGCUGCUCCCCCUCAUCUCUACACAUCAAAUCCUUCUCCAUCCUACAGCCAAAAAAUGAACCUCUUCAGACACAAUCUCAAGUUGGAGCUGGCUCCUUAUUUGCACCAACUGCAGCAGAUAGCAGCUCCACAUUCAUUGCAGUUCCCUGAUCUCAGACUGGUGCAGUGUGAUUCAGGCAAGUUAGAAGCUCUGGCCAUCUUGUUGCAGAGGCUGAAAUCGGAAGGCCGUCGGGUGCUAAUUCUGUCCCAGAUGAUUUUAAUGUUAGAUAUCUUGGAGUUAUUUUUGAACUUCCAUUUCCUCACUUUCAUCAGGAUUGACGAAUAUGCCAGCUAUGAACAACGUCAGGAAUUGAUGAAGAGUUUCAACAGAGACAAGCGGAUAUUUUGUGCCAUUCUUUCUACCCACAGUCGUUCAACAGGUGUAAAUCUUGUAGAAGCUGACACAGUGGUAUUUUAUGAUAAUGACCUGAAUCCAGUGAUGGAUGCCAAGGCCCAAGAAUGGUGUGAUAGAAUUGGGAGAUGCAAAGACAUCCACAUAUACAGGCUUGUAAGUGGUAAUUCUGUAGAAGAAAAGCUAUUGAAGAAUGGCACCAAAGAUUUAAUUAGAGAAGUAGCAGCUCAAGGAAAUGACUAUACCAUGGCAUUCUUAACUCAGCAAACGAUCCAGGAACUCUUUGAGGUCCAUUCUCCUAUGGAUGAUACUGGCUUCAGAGUGAAAGCUGAGGAAUUUGUUCUUCUCUCUCAGGAACCUCCUGUUGCUGAAACAAUUGCACCCAAGGUUGCGAGACCUUUUAUAGAAGCUUUGAACAGCAUUGAACAAGAGGAUGAAGAGGAACCAAUCAAACAAGCAGAAGAAGCAGAAACAACAGAAAAGGAAUCCCUCCCCACAGCUUUCAUCUCAGACCUGGAUGAUUUAAAAGGCAGUGAAGAGCCUUCACAGAGAGAGGAGUUGUUUGCAGUUGUUGACCAACUUACUCCCAUAGAGAAAUAUGCCUUGAAUUAUCUGGAGCUCUUCCAUGUUUCUGGUGAUGAAAGUGGACAAAGAAUAAUAGAGAGGAAAUUGAAGAAUGUGAAGAAAAUUUGGGAACUCCAUCAUAUGAGAGAAUUGAAGGAAAAAGCAGAAAGCAUGUUUCUAGAGGAGGAAGAGGAGUUAUUGACUUACACGAGGGAAGAUGCCUAUAAUAAGGAAUAUGUUUAUGAAGGUCCAGAUGGACAGACCGAGAUAAUGCCACUUUGGACGCCACCCACUCCCCCUCAGGAUGACAAUGACAUUUACAUCGAUCCUGUCAUGUGUCUCAUGUAUGAAGCUACUCCUAUUCAGGAGUCUAAGCUGCCACCUGUGUAUGUGAGGAGAGAACAUAAGCGACUCAAAACAGAACCCUCUGCUGUUGGCCGGAAGAAGAAGCAGCACCAAGGAGAGGCUGUCAUUCCUCCUCGGUCCCUCUUUGACCGAGGGACUCCAGGGAUGUUGAAGAUGCGGCGAGAGGGCAAAGAGCAGAAGAAGAACAUGCUGUUGAAGCAGCAGACUCAGUUUGCCAAACCUUUGCCAACAGCAGUCAAACCAAUAGCAGAAUCUGGGCAGGACCACCCAGAGUGGCUCAUUAGUGAAGACUGGGCACUGCUUCAGGCUGUAAAACAGUUGCUUGAGCUUCCUUUAAAUCUCACCGUUAUGUCACCAGCACACACUCCUAACUGGGAUCUCGUAAGUGAUGUUGUCAAUUCCUGUAGCCGAGUUUACCGCUCUCCCAAGCAGUGCCGGAACCGCUAUGAAAAUGUCAUCAUUCCUAGAGAAGAAGGGAAGCUCAUGCUUGAAGUGAACCCUAAAAAGAAGGCCAAAAGUAUCUAUAAGACCAAGAAUGGUCGUCCACUUCGCACUAACCAGGUCUAUGCCCAAGAUGAAGGUGCUACCCGCACCCAGCUUUAUACCAGUCACUUUGAAAUGGCAAAAAUGAUCGCAGGAAAGAGAAGUCCCCUGAGUAAGCCCCUGCUUGGAAUGAAUCCUUUCCAGAAGAAUCCCAAACAUGCAUCAGUAUUUGCUGAAAGUGGAAUCAAUUAUGACAAGCCCCUGCCUCCAAUUCAGGUUGCUUCCCUACGUGCUGAGCGUAUUGCUAAGGAGAAGAAGGCUUUGGCUGAACAGCAGAGAGCCCAACAGCAAACAGGGAUGCAGCAGCAGCAGCUGAGCAGCCAGCAACAAACUCAGCAAACAGCAGGACAGCAACAACAACAACCUCAGCCUCAAGUACAGCCCCAGGCCCAGCCUCAGCCCCAGCCCCAGCCCCAGCCCCUGCCUCAGCCUCAGCCCCAGCCCCAGGCCCAGCCCCAGCUCCAGCAUCCAGUAGUCCAGCAGCCCCUGCAGCCUGCAGCACCUUCUGUAGCCAACUCGGCAGUUUUGGCUGGAGCAAUCAAACCUGCAGUCCCAGGAACAAGCAUACAGACGGCUACUGUGAAUGGAAAUGUCAUCAUGAACACAGUUGCUGGUGUCCCAGCAGCUACUUUCCAGCCCAUCAACAAGCGUCUCGCCUCUCCAGUUAUUCCUGGACCACUGGCAGCUUCAGGAGGUGGCAGUGCCGCUCAAGGAGUUCAUAGUCAACCUCGGCCAGCAACCACACCUGCUGCUUCAGCUGAACUCCUCUCUGGAGCACCUACUCAGGGGGUGCGGGCAGGCACUCCUGUCCCAGCUUCCACUGUGGCCAUGACCGGCCUGACUCCUGGGCAGGCUCAGACAAGGUCUUUAGGGACCCAGGUAACACAAGCAACAGCCACAGGAGCUCAACUUUCUAGCAAAACCAUCUCUCCAGCCCACUUUCAGCUUCUUAGGCAGCAGCAGCAGCAGCAACAGCAGCAAGCAGCUACUCAGCAAAAUAAACAAAUGAAUGAGAAAGCAUGUACGCAGGAGCACCUGACCAAAGCGCAGAAGCAGAAGCUGCAGCUCGCUGCCCUGCAGCCCGCUCCUUCAGGACCGCAGACAGCUCCGGGGCCGCCUCUGCUGCCCCCUCUGCUGCCGCCCCCAGCGCCCUCCCCCCAGCUCACGGCUGUCCAGGCCCCCCGGCCCGUGCUGGCUGGCGCCGCUGUGGCCAACCUGCAGGUGGCUCGCCUGACCCGGGUAGCCACUUCCCAGCUUCCAGCUCCAGGACAGAUCCAGGCCCAGGCGGCCCAGACAGCCCCAGCAGCUCUUGCCAAACCUCCAGUGGUGUCCGUUCCUGUGGUGUCCUCACCGGGGGUCACGGCCCUCCCAGUGAACAUGACCGGAAUUAGCGUGGCUCUCAGCCCGCCCCAGAAAGCCCCAGGACAGACAGUAGUUGCUCAGCCAUUGCACGUCCAGCAGCUUCUGAAACUCAAAAACCACCAGCAACAGAAAGUCAUUCAGCCCCAGAGUCAAGCUGCUGCUGUCCAGCAGAAGAUCAAUGCUCCACAAGUUCCUGUCCAGGCCCAGCAGCACAAAGUGGCUUAUACUCCUCAGCCCAACAUCAAAACCCAGUUCCUAACGACAUCUCUGUCCCAGGCCCCAAAGCCCACAGGAGCCCAGCAAGUGCCAGCCUCAGUACAGGUCCCAAAGAUUCCUCAAGUUGUUCAACAACAACCAUCAGUGACCAAUAUUCAACAGAUGGUCUCUGUUUCCCAGCAGGUUCAGGCUCAACCGCAGACUAUGACCAUGUCCCAGAUGGCGGCUGGCCCACACCAAGUACAAGUGCUUCCUGCAACAACAGCAACUUCUCAGGCAGUUCAGCAGAAACUUAUACAGCAACAGGUCGUGACACCUGCCACACCACAGGUGCAAGUCCCAGGGACACCGAACCCUGGACAGGUCCCUCCGGCCUCCGAAGGGCAAAGCCAGCAAUCCAAAGGACAGAUGCGCCUGUCUGCGGUCAGAUUAAAGGCACCGCCCAAAUCCAACUGAUGGGGGCCCUGAAUUUGGCCAGCUAGAGAGUUCUGAAGUGCCAGGGAGCAAGGAGUCAUCUAAAGUUAGAGAGCACCUUGAAAAAGUUUUAACUGUAUGCAGAACUCAAAGGUUUUAGGAAGAAAUUGGUGAAAUUCUACAUUUUAAAAGGAUGAUUCUUGCCCUCAAUUGGACCAUCUUAUCUAAAUACUGAUGCAAAACACAUAAAGAAUGUCAGCUUUGUUUUCACUUAAGAAUUCCACAGAGCUUGUCAGAAUUCUCUGCUCUUUUAUAGGAGAGGCAGCCCCUAAAAUCAUAGGCCAUUUCGUCCAUUCCGAAGUAGGACAGAUUGGCUUGGGCUGUGAGCUUUCUGGGCAAAACUAGUGGCCCUCCCCUUACACGAGCAUUCCCUCCUAGAACAAGUCUAGGUGUAAUGUGAUCUCUUCAAUCUGUAGUCAUUUGGUGUGACCAUCUCACCUAGCACUGCUUUGCACAUUAGUAGGUGCCUAAUAAAUGUUUGUUGAAUUGAAUUUGGAUGUAUAGUUAAGAUUUUAACAAAAGUUCAUCCUCUGUUCUUGUAAUUCUUUUGAACUGUUGUAAACGUGUACAUUUUCUGAAGCUCUAAGUGUGCGUGUUUGUGUGCGAGUGUGUGUGUGCGUAUGCGUGUUGGCUUUCAUUCUUCAUUUUGUGAUAAUGGUAAUUCUUGGAAUGUAAUGAGUGUGUUGAUCCUAGUCCUCUGUAUAGUAAAACUGUAACCUUUUUGUAAACGGAGUAUUCACUUUGUAUCUCUGAGAAUUUCCUAUUUGUCUAGUUUGAUACUUCCAGUUUGGGAGAAUUUUUAACUGCUGGGGUUUAAUUUAAGUUUCAUUUGCUUUGAUGAUGUUCCAGCGUUCAGUACACAAUCUAUUCAGCUUUCAGCUGGGGAAGAGAGGAAGGUAAAUAAAACCCAAGCUUAAUUCUUAAAUUGUGCAAAGAAUACACUUUUAUAUGCUUAUUUUCCUAAAGGGAAUAAUAAUGAAUGUAUUUCAGGCAGAUGUUUGGAGGAUGAGGUCACAGUCUAUUACUAUCCUAAAGGAGCUCGCCUCAUUUUUAAAGAAAUCAUCGAAUGUACGGUCAGAAGUAUGACCCACAUGUGGCAUUUUUGAAAAUAAAGCUCACUUCUGAGGCCCAAAGAAUUCCUCUUAAAUUGGUCCUGCUUUUCACUUUGCCUGGCUCAUAGGACAGUGAUGAGGAUUUUCCCAUUGCAUUUCAGAAGGUGGAUUAAAAAAACACACACACAAAAAAACAGCAUUUCCCUCCCUGUAAUGAGGGAUUAUUUUGUCUUGGAGGCUGUUUAAUGAAAAAAAAAAAAAAAAAAGCAUUUUCACUUUCUGAAACAAGUUUAAAGAUACGACAUUAUUGGUAUUAGGUGAGACAAUGGCAAAAGACAGGGCUUCUCGGCUGUUUUGAUAUAGGUCAAAACUGUUAGGUCUUCUGGGAGUUGGAAUGCUUUGGGGGCUGCGUCCCUUCUAGGGAGGGGGUUCAGUUCACCCUUAUUUCCCUGCCUGUGAAACCACCCUUUUGGACCUCUUUAUCUUUCAGGACUUUCUGGAUGGGCAGUGAGGUGGGCUCAGAGCACCAUUUGAGUUCUUUAAAUUCGACAAGGAAAAGAACAAAUGCUUUGCAUUCCUGGCAUGUCGUUGCCCAUUCCAGAAUCAUGCUGAGUUAGCUUGUUUCCCCUUUGGAACAAAAGGCUCUGUGUCCUGAACAGAUAUUACAAAUGAUGCCAACUACGUAAGCUGGUUCGUGGUCUGCCAGAGGCAGUUGGCUCUGUGGCCUAUCCAUAUGGCAGCAGAGAUGGAAACACCUUUCUUAUUUCGAAAAAAUAUUUCUCUCCCCAGAGUGGUUGACUGGUACUAGGAAGGCAGGGCCAAGUAUAAAUUACUGAUGAAUGUGGGCGCUUGUACUUGCUAAAGAGGACUGUAUGGAAUUGUGAUGUAUCCUACCAAACAAAGUGUAAUAAAGUGUACAUUUUUAU